Etheostoma cragini (Arkansas darter) is the source of this 806-nucleotide messenger RNA. RefSeq lists its product as uncharacterized. The coding region runs from base 60 to 791 and encodes 243 amino acids. Lineage: Eukaryota; Metazoa; Chordata; Actinopteri; Perciformes; Percidae. The transcript has 6 exons. The record is from RefSeq and is a predicted model, not a curated record.
UCAACUACACACUGACUGUUCUGCCUGAAAAUGAGCCCUUUUACCAUCUAGCAUCAGUGAUGGCGGUAACCGAUGCCUCUCCUCCAGUCUUUGACGCUGUCUGUUCUGAGUCUGGCAUCAGCUUUAAGCUGGACCACCGGCCUAUUCUCCCCUUGUGGGAGAUCAGUAUAGGCUCAGAGCUGCUGACAUCAGAGCUGGCAGCCAAGUACGGCUACAUCAUGAGCAACAAUAGCUCGAGACUGCUGCUCGAGGUGCCGCUCUUCACUCAUGGCUACAACUACAAGGACAUUAAUUUAAAGGACUUCGUUGGCACUUUUGAGCUCCUCAUGCGGAAUCAUGAAACGGAGGUCCAAAUUUCAACUGUCAAGACGUGUCGGUUCUCUGCUACUGAACUCAUUGUGUGUUCGGCUGAUGGCAGGAUAACUGUGGUGGCUGACUUGUCUCUGGCCAUCGCAAGUGAAGGAGUUCCUGCUAGAAUCCACCUGGUAGACAAAAACUGUAGACCCAAAGAGAUGGACGGCACCAGGGCUCUGUUCUCCUUUCCAAUCAACGGCUGUGGAUCCACCGUCAAGCUUGGCAAGGAGUCUGUGACUUACAAAAACGAGAUCUUCUUCAGCAAGGAGUUGAAUGUGCCAACUGACUCCAGCAAUGAUUUUGACAGGGUGACAAUCCAGUGUACAUAUGCUCUGGCUGGACUACUCUCAGUAUACAGGUUUCAGUCCGAUGCAGCUGGUGUUGGCCGUAUUGUGCGUUCUGCACGCUCCACUGAAGGUUGGUGGCUUACCUGUUGAACUGACACUUCAUUG